UAUAAAAACCCCAUCAAAUAUCUCUGCUUUCCCUCUCCUCGUGCACUUUUAUUUUUAUUUUUUUUUCAAGCAUUUGUUUGCUUUCUCUCUUUCUCCUCUUCCCUCUUCCUUUCUUGGUUUCUUUAGUACUCUAGGUAGCUCGCUAGCUCCAACUGUUUUGUCCACUUCUAGCUAGUAAUUGGAAAGAGAGCAACAAACAAUGUAUCAUGAACAUCAACUCCCAUGUUUGCAUUGCCACCCACAUAGAUACAUCAGAAUGGUUCAGCAUCUCAUAGAAAGAUGCUUGCUCUUACGCAUGUCCAGAGACGAUUGCGUCGAGGCGCUUGCAGAGCAUGCCAGAAUCCGGCCACUCGUCACGCUUACAGUGUGGAAAGAGCUAAUCAAAGAGAAUAGGGACUUCUUUGAAGCAUAUUAUCAUGCUAUUUCUCCAAGGCCUCUCAACUGGAGACCGAUUCAGAGGGUAUCAAGAUUUGGAAGAAGGAAACAAUGGAAAUGAAUGAAAUAAGAAGAAGCCCAAUCCACUGAUUACCAUCAAAAAGUUAGUUUACUGUUUUAUUUCAUAUGUCCUAGUUUAGGUGAAUGACAAAUUACACUACUGAUACUAAAAAUAAAGAAGAAAGCCCAUGAAUACUGGGUCUCUGUGUGAACUCUUAAGGUUUUACAUCUAUUGGAGUUUGGAAUAAGUGAAUCAAGUGAUACUUCAUUCUCUUUCCCCUA
This is a messenger RNA of Nelumbo nucifera (sacred lotus), 717 nucleotides long. RefSeq lists its product as uncharacterized. The record is from RefSeq and is a predicted model, not a curated record. Lineage: Eukaryota; Viridiplantae; Streptophyta; Magnoliopsida; Proteales; Nelumbonaceae.